This is a messenger RNA of Mandrillus leucophaeus (drill), 1545 nucleotides long. RefSeq lists its product as uncharacterized. The transcript has 5 exons. Bases 1 to 1545 code for a protein of 514 amino acids. The record is from RefSeq and is a predicted model, not a curated record. Lineage: Eukaryota; Metazoa; Chordata; Mammalia; Primates; Cercopithecidae.
AUGAGCUCUCCCGACAAAGUGUCCGUUUGGGGGGCUGGUUUCGACCUGGAGGGUGGCGAGCAGGCUGGCACCCGCACGGUCAGCCCCGGAGCCCCACAGGGCCAUGGCCGUGGCCGAGGCCUCGAUUUGGGGGCACCGUGCAGCGGCAAGGGCCAGAGCAGGUUCACAGAUCCUGAGGGCUUCAGCUUCGAGCCUGAGAGCGAAUUGAUAGAGCAGGGAAGGGUGGUACUCUGGGGCCGGGAAGGCCGGCCUGGCACCCCCGUCGAUGACCAAGGGGAUGGUGUGGACUACUCUUUCUACCUGGCUGAUGAGUCAGCCAGCAUCAUGCCGCCGCCCAGCGUUCAGAGACACCCGUUCCCUGAAGGCACCGCUACUGAAGGGUCCGCUGAAAACCGGGUGGACCUGGAGGUCGAUCCCAGUGGGAGUGGCGCGCUGGGCCCCAGCCCUGGAGAAUGGCAGCAGGCCUCUGCCGGUCGUCUCCACCUCUGUGGUCCUGGGUCAGGCCGGGCCUGGGAGAACCCAGAAAGGGGCUCGAAGAGCAGAUUGAGCGUCCAAGUGGAUCCCCAGCAGCCUUCUGCAGAAGGCCCCGCCAGGAUGUCUACUCACGACUCUGAUUCCUCCGAUGAGACCAGUGACUUACCACUGAUGAGGGUGGGCAUUCGCCACAAAGAAGGAAGCCAAACCAAGUCCGGCAGCCGCAAGAAGGCAGCAGACACAUCCAGACACUCAAGCUUCCACUGCAAGGAGAGUUACCUGCCCGUGCCGGGCCGUUUCCUGACCUCUGCUCCCUGCGGACUCACUCCAGUCAUGGAGAGGCCGGCUGUGGGAGAGCUGGAGGACUCUCCCCAGAAGAAAAUGCAGAGCAGGGCCUGGGGAAAGGUGGAGGCCAGGCCCAGCUGCUCAGGAGCUGCCACUGCAGGGGCCGUGCCCCGGGGCCCUUCAAGGAGGAAGAUGGCCCAGGAGAAGAAGUCCCAAGGGGGUGCCUCUCAGCUGGCCCUGGGGAGAUCCUUUCCUGCCUGCGGAGAGAGACUCUCAGCCGCUCCCCCGGAGCCGGCCACCUUCCCGCCAUUCUCCGGUGUGCGGCCACACGGGAUGUCCAAGAAACCACAAAAGCCUAAGCACAGCGGCCCUGGGAAGAAACCUGCAGGAAGGAAGACCAGGGAGUCCCAGGUUGCGGCCAGAGAAGAUAAUGACCCAAAUAGAGAUGAGGUCCCAAGGGCCCAACUUCCCACACACAGGCCAGGGCUGCCUCGCCUAUCCGUGCAUCGUGGGGAACUCAGCAGUCGCAACCCCAACAUCAGAGCUCCCCAAGUUCCGGGAACUUCAGAGCCCUCUGCCUACAGCCUGGGAGGCCUCCUGCCCAGACGUCAUGCACCCUCCGGUGACCAGCAGCCACCUGUCCAUCCUCCAAGACCAGAAAGGCAGCAGCAGCCCCCAGGAGCCCAGGGCUGUCCUCGGUGCAUCCGGCUGCAGAGGGAAGUUGAGGACCUUAGAGACCAACUAGCGGCCAUGAAGUCCUUCACUGACAAGUUCCAGGACCUUUGA